Molecule: messenger RNA, 6036 nt
Organism: Aedes albopictus (Asian tiger mosquito)
Lineage: Eukaryota; Metazoa; Arthropoda; Insecta; Diptera; Culicidae
Gene: Liprin-gamma
Product: kazrin
Exons: 14
Coding region: 2557-5280 (907 amino acids)
Molecular function (GO): protein binding
Source: RefSeq, a predicted model, not a curated record
CAAGGUUCGACUCAACAGUUCCCCAACGUCAUCGGUCGCCGACAGUUCGCAAUCGUUAUCGCGCGCGCGUUUCCCAGUCUUGAUCGGAUUUUUUUUGUUGCAGAAAAGCUGGUGUCCCCCACCCCGUCUCACCGGGGCAUCGAUUCGGAUUUUGGAUUCUGCACCACACUCUAUGGUGGGUGGUUUUGUGAAGGUGGUGGUGCGGGUGGUUUUAGUGUUGGUCGCACGCAAUACAGGAUAGUGGAAAGGGUGGAAACGGUUAAACAACCACCUUCUCCUCCCCAAAACCAACCAAAAGCUGGACGACACUUUAGCAGUGUUCAGAUCCGCGUACAACGCAUUUUGGAUUUAGUGCAACCAAUAACGGGUGAUUGAAGAUCUAUGCGUGGAUGCUGGUGAGUGAAUAUCGUCGUCGUCGUCGUCGUUGCUGCUGGAUUCGCAGCGCAGCUGAGUGAAAUGUUCGUGGUGGGUGGUGAAAAUUCAACCACCUUCCGCUGCUGGCGCUGGGAGCCUUGAGCAUGGAUAGCAUGGAUAAGCAAGAAGAACCGCAAUAGUUAAGAAGAAGCCGAAGAGUGCGAGGUUCAGCAACCAGUCAGCCAGCGGUCGAUUGUUUUUGGUUCGGGUGAAAGUUGAAUAGUUGUGCGCUCCUUGUGGAAGAAUCCUGUCACUUUGACGAAAGGCGAAUAGUGUGUAGUGAACCUGAAGGGAAAGUGUUGUGGUUAACAAGCAGCGAGUACCCGUCUCGCUUUGGCACGUGCCAGCCAGCCAGCCAGAUAGUGUGUGGGUUGUGAUUGCGGGCAUCCGCAAGAAGCGACUAGAAAGGUUCCCACUUCUUGGGUUACCCCCGAAAACCGGGAGUAGAAGGAGGAUUUGGUUGGUUUCUCCGGGCGCAGCAGUGGGUGGUGGUAGGUGAACGAGAGCAGAAGUUCCUCAAGUGUUUGCGUGCGUUUGUUGUGUGCAAGUGUGUGCGGGAGUCAGUUGUUUGGCGUAUCGACGGACGGAGAACCGGGAUUCUUACUGUGAGGAUACGCGGCAGGAGAAACUAGUUUCCGUGCUCCGGAGAUAGUGGAGAUUCGCUGGAUUGCAUACAUGCGUGGAUAAUUAUGCUGAAAUGAUGAUAUUGGUGGCAUGCUGAAAGGGAUUGUGACCAAGGAGGAUGGAAUUAAUGCGAUUCAUGUCCUUUGAAUAAGGAUUUGCGAAGUUAAUCCCGAUAAACUGCUGAUUUGCUACUGCAGAGUGCACAUCUUGGAAUCCAAUAAGACGCAUCACCAGCCCGGAUCACACCUCACAGUCUCAUUCUGUGAGCGAACGAAAGCACCAGAUUUCCGGCUCGGAGAAAGCAUAAUCUUCCUGUUGCUCAACUAAUCGUAGGUACACUGCCGCGUCACAUCGGGCACAGUUAGCUAGAGGAUACAAGCUCACGUUUAUCUUCCGGCGUAGCUUCUUCCACUACUGCUGAAGGGAUUUAUCGUCGGAUGGUGAAAUUGUGACUGAAUCGAAUCCAGUGGAGCUACCCAAAAGUGAAGUGAAACGGGAAUAUUCUGGUGGCAUACGCAGCAAAAAGUUCAACCGAGUCUUAAAGAGGUUAAAGUGGAAAUCGAUUCCAGUGUACAAGUGGGUGAAGUAGUGGGCUCGGUCGGAAGAGUGUGAUAGUGCAACUGCAAAAGUGCAUUACGUCGUCGGUUUGCUGUGGGGAAUAUGUGCAGUUGUCGAUGUCAGUAGGUUUCUGAGUAGCAGCGGGGAGUUCAAGUCAAGUGCGAAAAUUAUGUUCUAAGGUCGUUGAAAGAAACUGAGGUAGAUAGUGGAAAAGCAUGUGCAAGUGAGUUUGGGUUCGUACGUGAUCGUCGUCCUUCCUCGAAAAGUAAAACGCAAAGGAAUCCCAGGUGGAGUUUUGUAACCGAAAGAAAGAAAUAGUGGUACAGCAAAAAAAGGUGAAAUAUGAUUUUGCCGUGAGUUUCCAAGAGGCAAAAAGGCAAGUGGCUGAAAAUAGUGGAGAGCUCAUAAUCGGCUAAAAGUUGACAUCACACACACCAACACACCGACACCAGCGUCCAAAGCGAGUUAUGUUUCUGCUCUAAAGUGCAAGAUUGCUACUGGCACCAAGAUACCAGGAAAAAAAAUGUCAAGUGUUUCUUAUGCAAGGGAAUUAUCAUAGAUGCAACUUGAAACAAGAAAAAAGUGCGAAACAAAGUGCUAAGUGAGAGAAGCCUCCAGGGAGGGGUGCAAGUGGGAAAUUUCUGCACAAAAUAUUCAAGUUCGCUGCACACAAAAAAAUAUACGGAGAAACCCGAUAUGGAGUAGAUUGUCGUGACAAGAAGAUUUACCGGAUCAAAUAACUCCCGACCGAAGCCAGCAGCAGAUCUUCGAGCAAAAAGGAUUAGAAUCCAGUGCGGAAGGUCUUACAGUUGAUACGAAGAAAGCUUUUAUUGGAUUUUAUCCCCCUCGGAUCCGGCUUGUGCGUCUUAUUCACUGGACAAGGGAUUUCGACGAUGCUCAACUAGUUAAAACCAAUUCCCCAAGGAAAUCCCUUUCGCCGGCACGUUCCAACCAACGAAAAUGCAACUGAAUGGCACGGUAACAAUGGCAGCCUCAUCAGAACCACCCGAGCCUCCGCCUCGUAAUCCGGACAAGAUUAAUGCAUCACUCAAGCAGCUAGCCGAAUCGAAAACCCGUUCGUUGGAUACAACCGAUAAGACAACGGCUCCGGCCACCGGUGCCCGACCGUUCCGGCCUAUCCUGUCGCUGGACAAUGCAAAGCCAUUAACGAAACCAUUCGAAUCAUCUGGAACACCCACGUCGGCACCAGCCUCGUCGUUUGCCAACAGUAACAUCGUCAGCAGCAGCAGCAACAACAAUGGCAGCAGUCACAACAGCAGCAUGGAAUCGAAUUCGACCAGCACAACCGGGGGUCCCAACUCGGGAUCCGGAAGCAGCAUCAGCAGCGGUGGUGGUGCUGGUGGCGGUCCAGGUAGUGACAAUGGUCCGGCCGGUGCCGCUGAGCUAGUACGAGGUGGUUCGUCCGGUAGUGGAGCAAGCCCGCCGGGGUCGGCGGGUGAUGCGAGCAGUGGAGGCAUAGCUGGUCAAAUUGCAAACAAAUUGAACUCCGGUCAACAGCAGCAGAUAUCGCCGACGCAGAGCGAGAAGAGCAGUACCGGCGGGAGCAAAGAGCAGUCCGGUGAUAAUUCGGGUGGCGAUAACCUGUUCAAGAAUGGUGUGACAGAUCUAGAAUCUCCCCAAACAACCAAAAUUCGAAUGGAAAACGAACGCCUGACGGCGGAAAUCACCCGGCUGAAAAAGCUCCUGGAAAACUCCCCGGAUGGUGCCGUCGGUGGAAUCGAUCUGCUGUCCGACAACAACAGUUUCGACGCACAAUCAACCGACGACAGCGGUGGGCGGGUCGAGAAGCUCGAAAACGAACUUCGGAUAUCGAAGGAGCUGAUUCAGAGUCUCAAAUUGGAACGCAAGAAGCUCCGAUCGGACAAGAGUGAUCUGCUGAUUCAGGUGAAGCAAUUGUGCGCCUCACUGCAAGACAAGGAACAAGAACUGAGAAAUUUUAUCCGUAACUUUGAACAACGAAUACGGGAAACGGAGAAUAACAGCGCCAAGCAGAAUACAGAGCGGGAACGUGAGCGGUGGUCCCUGUUGAAGCACGCUCGAGACGAGGCCGAGCGAUCCAUUGCGCUAGCUGCGCAGCUGAAUGCCAGGGAUAUCCAGCUGCAGCGAACCCAGGAACAGUUACAGGAAGCUAGACGACAACUAUCCGGUUGUAUGUCGGACCAGGAGAGCCUGGUUUCGGCAGCUCCCUUGACUCCUCCCUCCGGGUUGAUGACCCACACUCAGACGACAACCGGAGGGUACUCCAAUAUUAGCGGUACUCCCGGUGAUCGAGGUUCGUGUAGUGCUGAUUCCGGGGUUAGAGGUAGUAGCGAUCGGGAAAGCGCAGCUGGUGAUCUCAAUCUCAGCGAUGGGCCCUGUGAAAACGGUCCUUGUAUACAGGUGGACUCGGAUAGCGUAUCGUUAGUGUCUAGUCAUCAUAAUAUGUAUCAAUAUGGAACCCCUAAGGAACGGAGUCCAACACUAUCUCCGCUGAACGCCGGAGCCUACUCAAGAUCUGUCGAUAAUACUGCACUCUCAAACUCAUUCCGUUCCGUGGAACAGCUGGGUUCCCCGGUGGAGAACGAGAACCAAACCUUUUCCAGAAGACUGCAACAACAGCAACAGCAAGCGCAAUCUCAAUCAAGCAAGACUGGUGGUGGUGCUUCCUCAUCAUCCGGCGGCGGGAUGGGCCUAACGGGUCGAAGUGGUCGCGGUGGCACCUGGGGUAGUAUAUCGAGGGUGUUUGCCCGUAAUCGGAAUCGCAACAAGAGCAACCCGGUGGUCGAAGCGGAAGCCACCGACUUCCAGUGGAGUCCGUUGACCGAGGAAGGGUACGCGGAGAAGUUGCGGCUGCUGCGGGAGGCUUCGUCGAUGCCCAUGGAACGCUGGAGGGCGUCGCAAGUGCUGGCCUGGUUGGAGGUAGCGCUGGGGAUGCCUCAGUACAGUGCACGAUGCGCGGAGAACGUUAAAAGCGGUAAGGUUUUGCUAGAGCUGAGUGACGCCGAAUUGGAAAGUGGGCUGGGUACAAGUCAUCCGAUGCACCGGAAGAAACUGCGGCUGGCGAUUGAGGAGCAGCGUAGACCGGAACUUGUACGAUAUCCGACAAUCGGGCAGUUGGGACACACGUGGGUGGCUUCUGAGUGGCUUCCAGAUAUCGGUCUUCCGCAGUAUGGUGAAUCGUUCAUGCACUCUCUUGUGGACGCUCGCAUGUUAGAUACACUGUCCAAGAAAGAGCUGGAAAAGUAUCUAGGGGUUACCAGGAAAUUUCAUCAGGCCAGCAUAGUUCAUGGUAUUCAUGUUCUUCGGAUCAUGAAGUACGAUCGGCAAGCCUUGGCCAUGAGACGGUUACAGUCCGAAAACGUAGACACCGAUCCGAUUGUGUGGACCAAUCAGCGAUUCAUUCGCUGGGCUCGUUCGAUAGAUCUCGGAGAAUAUGCUGACAACUUGAAAGACAGCGGAGUUCACGGCGGAUUGGUCGUACUGGAACCUUCCUUCUCCGGUGACACCAUGGCAACUGCACUCGGAAUUCCACCAUCGAAGAACAUCAUCCGGCGUCAUCUGGCUACCGAGUUUGAAACCCUCAUCCUCCCAGCAAGGUACGUGAUAUUCUGCCAGAUGGAGGAAUAUCAAAUGGACAGCAGCUCCCGAGCAUCUUCCACCAUGCACAAAAGUUCGAUUAGAUAAGCUAUCAAUUGAGACAGUGGAGAAAAGUAGCAAAGUUUUUUUUAAGAAUUAGGAAAUGAAUUAGUCCUCAUCAUUAAUAUUCGCAAAACGAAAAGGAAAAGCCAAUCGAAGCGCCAAAAAGAGUCCAAAAACAAUGCUAGCUUUAAGCUCAGAAUCACACACAAACACAUUACCGAAGCAGUAAAGCGUUCACGAUAUUUGGUCCUCACAGUCGCCAUAUUUAUUCCAAUUCCGAUAUUUUUCCCGCUUAAAAGAAGCUGUGCAACCAUAACCAACAAAAAGCUUUCGCUUGUCAUAUUGUGUUUUUCCCGUUAUUCCUGCAGCCCCAUAAUAAUUGCUCAUAUUUCAGCAGCUCAGCAGAAAAAAAAACGACUUUAAUAUCCUGAUUCUCACGCCCGCCCCCUUAGGAUAUAAUUGAAAUAAUUAAAGAGCGAAACCGAUGAACCGUUAAACGAGGGUCUCUAAUGGAUCGGUUUCGCUUGUUUCUCUUUUUUUGUAGUGGCUAUAAAAUUACGGGAUCAAUACAAAUCAAGCGCUGUGGAAUGCAAAAUAAACAUUUAUCUGUUUACCGUUCCUCUGUAUUUGAACUGAUAGCCUCGACGUGAUGGAUUUUUAAACGUAAUCUAGUUUUUUUCUUGAAUAGUAUUUACUUCAUGGGAAAAAUGUUUUGUUUUUUACGAAUGCAAUGUUCUCAAAUCAAAGUUUUGAUCAACAUGCUUCGACCAAGAUUCGAUCUUAUGUCUUCUACGGACAACG